AUGGGGCAGGAGCUGAGGCUCAGGAAGCUCCACCUGAACAUGAGGAAGAACUUCCCCGGGGCGCGGAAGCCGCGCGCUGCUUCCGGCGCUCCCGGUGGCGCCGGGGCCGCUGGAGCCGCGGGCAGGGCCGGACGGCGCCUCCAGGGCCGCUGCCUUCUCCCCCUCGGGGCUGAGCCGGCUCCCCGCCUGCCGGGGCCGGGCCCUGCCCGGCUCGCCGUGGCUCCGAGGGCAGCGGGACAGCGAGGCUGCAAGAAAAUUCCCAUCUGGCAUGCUGCAAAUUCCAAUGAAGGCACCACAAUUGAAGACACAUCUGCUGCCAUGGUGAAUGAGAAGCACAAUGGCACCCUGCUUGUGCAGCUGGGGCCCAAGCUGCAGGCCCACCCAGAGAAGCUGCUCCGGCAGCGGCGGGGCCACGACGACCGUCCGGAAUACCUGGUGCAGUGGAGCGUUGUUAGCUUGGAAGAGAGAGCAGCGGGAGGCGGCAGGCACAAGGCAGAGCCGCUGCCCCAGCGGGACCUGCAGCCUCGCCCUGUCCGUUCCAUCUUCCAGCACAAGACCCCAGCCAGCACUGCUGUCCAAAAUCCUGUGUUGCCUUCAAAUCCCAGUCCUCACAAAAAGCAGGGCUGUGCCUUCCUGACAGCAUCAGACUUCGCAGACAGCAGUGACUAUACAGAGUACUUGCGGGCAAACCUGGUGCGUGGCAUGCGGGUGCGCUUGCUGGCGGACUGCGGUGACAUUAGAGCUGGGGAGGAAGGCGAGUUUCUCCAGAGCACGGAUAACAUGCACACAGUACUGGUUUUACAGCAGUCAACGGGUCGGACCUACUGGGUGCAUUGGCACAUACUGGAGAUUAUUGGCUUUGGGGACCAGUGGGAAGAUCCUGCUGCUCAGGUGAAGGAAUGUAGUGUGAGAAAGAGCUUCACUGUGGACACAGUUCCACAGCCAUUCCUGUGCAAGCCCUUGGGGGGGCUGUACUCCCUGCCUUACCUGGGGCAGCGGCUGCCCAAGGCUGCAGACACACUGAGCCGUGCCGAAUGGUGGGAGCUGCUCUUCUUUGUGAGGAAGCUGGAAGCACAGGAGCAGAAAGAGAUCACCUGUCUGAUCCAGCAGCACCAGGGAGAGCAGGUGGAUGAAGAAGCCCUGAUGCAGCUGUCGUUACCUGUGGAGCUGGCCCAGAAGGUGCUGCAGGUUCUGGAGAAGCGGUGCCAGGGCAGCUCUCUGCGUGACCUGCGUGGCUCCUGUGUCUAUGCCAGACACUUCCUCGGGAGAGGGGCAGAGCAGGAUGGUGGGGGGAGCACCACAGCGUCCUCAGAGGGUGACAGGAGCACCGGCCCUGAAGGCACAAUGGCCAAGGCAGUGGAGGGAGACCUUUCUGCAGCCCCAGGGUCACCCCAAGGCUGCAGUGAAGUGGCAGUGAAGUCGGACUCCCAGCUGUUCAGCGAGCUCUUGGAGAGGGAAGGGCUGUUCUUGCCAGAGGUGACGGAGGAGCAGAGCCAAGCGUUGGGCGGCUCCAAGGGGCUGAGUGAGAGCGGCUCGCUGGCCAAGGUUGCGGCUGUGGUGGAGGUGAUCCAGAGCAGCAGCUCAGCGGUGGGGCUGCGCUUAGCUGGGCUCAAGCACAUCCUGAAGAUGCUGGAGGAGGAGCCCAAGUCGGAGCAGCAAGUCGGCACAGCCCAGGACAGGCUGGGCACCGGGAGAGCUGGGGAGAAGCUGGUGCAGGUGUCAGUGGAGCUGCUGAGCACGGAGGUGGCAGAGAAGGCGCUGGUGGCGGUGACGCUGCGGCUGCUGGCCGUGCUGCUGGCCCGGUACGAGUGGCGCGUGCCCUUUGCCACGGAGGGCGGCGUGCGGGCCGUGCUGGCCUGCAUGCAGCAGCACGGCUGCUCCGCCCUGGUGCAGCAGGCCGGGCUGGCGGCCCUGAAGGUGCUGGUGGGAGCUGCGGACGCUGAGCCGGGAGGUGCCGGUGGGAAGUGCUUGCCCUGGAACCACGGCGACGCACAGAUGAUGCGGGAGAUCUUUGCCAGCAUCGGCUCUGCCUCCAGCAAGGGCUCUGCCGGCCUGCUGAGCAGCAUCCCUGCUGCCCUGAGCACCAUGCAGAGGGUCCCAGGGGGCUCCUCAGGGGUGCAGAACGGCCUGCUGGUGGUGAACAUGCUGAUGGAUGGGCACCGGGGCCUGGCGGAGCAGCUGGCGAGCUGCGAUCUCCUGGCAGUGCUGCAGAGCUGCUGGAGGGCCGGGCAGAGCAGCGGCUGCCCCCAGGCAGUGCUGGCCCUCAGCGCCAUCAAUCGCCUGGCGGAGCACGGGCUGCCCCUGGGCCCGGAGGCAGCAGGCAGAGAGGUCCUGUUGGACCCAAAGGGCGUGCAGAUGCUGCUGGGUGGCCUGGACGAUGGCAGCUUGUCCAAGGAGGUGGUGGUGGCCCUGGAGCGGCAGCUGUGCAGUGAAGGCCCUGUUCCCUCUAGCCACGUGGCCCAGCUGCUGCAGGACCACAGCUGCUUCAGGCUGUUGCUGCGCAGCUUGGAGCUGCUGGAGACAGAGAAGGCUGUGAGCCUGAGCAUCCUCAGGAUCCUGAACAAGUUCCUGGACAGUUAUGAGGAGGAUGUGCUGCCCUGGCAUGAGUGUGUGGAGCCCUGUGUGUCCUUCCUGAUCACCCACAGCAGCAGCUGGGAGGUGCUGCAGGAGGUCGUGGGCUUCCUGCACCGCCUGGGCAGUGCCAGCAAGGACUGUGUGGUGGUGAUGUGCCAUGUGGGCACCCACGAGGCUCUGUGCAAAGCCCUGGAAAAGCACAGCACAGUCCUGGCGCUGGCGCCGGCCCUGCUCAACCUGCUGACGGAGUGUGAGAAGUAUGCCGGCCUCUACAAGAAGCUGAUGAGCAGCAUCUUGGCUGGCUGCAUCCAGCUGGUCCUGGGACAGAUUGAGGAGCACCGCCGGAGCCAGCAGCCCAUCAGCAUCCCCUUCUUUGAUGUCUUCCUGCACAACCUAUGCCAAGGCUCCAGCAUGGAGGUGAAGGAGGACAAGUGCUGGGAGAAGGUGCAGGUCUCUUCCAACUCGCACCAGGCUAGCAAGCUCAUGGACAGGAACCCCAGGACCUACUGGGAGUCAAAUGGCAGCACCGGCUCCCACUUCAUCACUGUGCACAUGCAGUGUGGAGUGGUGAUCAGGGAGCUGAGCAUGCUGGUGGCCAGUGAGGACUCCAGCUAUAUGCCAUCGAGGGUCGUGGUGCUGGGUGGGGACAGCCCUGCCACCAUCAGGACAGAGCUCAAUGCGGUGACCAUCCUGCCCUCGGACAGCAGAGUGAUCCUGCUGGAGAACAUGACCCGCUUCUGGCCCAUCAUCCAGAUCCGCGUGAAGCGGUGCCAGCAGGGUGGCAUCGACACACGCGUGCGUGGCAUCGAGGUGCUGGGUCCCAAGCCCACCUUCUGGCCCAUCUUCAGGGAGCAGCUGUGCCGGCGGACGUUCCUCUCCUGCACUGCUCGGGCUCAUGCCUGGAGCCAGGAGAUCUGCCGAGACCGGGGGCGGCUGCUGCAGCUCUUUGGCAGACUGAACCGGGCGCUGCGGCACGAGCAGGGCUUUGCCAACCGCUUCCUUCUCGACAAUGAGGCAGCCCGGGCACUGGGCAGGACGUUCUGGGAGGCCCUGGUGAAGCCCUUGGUGCAGAGCAUCACCAGCCCAGACCCUGAUGGUGUCAGUCCCCUGGGCUGGCUGCUGACUGAGUACCUGGAGAGCGUGGAGCUGUCCCGCCGUGCCACGGGACACAGGGCUGCCUUUGCUUCCUGCGUGCGGCGCCUGACCCAGCUCCUGGUGCACGUGGACCCCGGUGGCCCCGAGCCAGAGGAGACCAGAGCAGCUGGUGGGAAGGAAAGGAAGAACAAGGAGGUGCCAGCCAGGACUGCAAAGGCGGUGGUGGAGAAGUCGAGAGGCCUGUGGGGAAUUUCGCAGUGCUGGCGCGGUGUGGUGCAGCAGCAGGUGCAGCGGUUCCUGGAGGCGGCGGGGCAGGCGCCGGACCUUGCGGAGCGCUACUGCCGGCUGUACCGGCGCCUGCGCGGGGCCACGGAGGAGCUCUUUGGGCAGCAGGCCGCCUUUGUGCUGGCCCUGGGCCAGGGCUUUGCCGGGGCUUUGCUGCAGCUCUCCUUCCUGACUGCGCUGCAUGUGAGUGAGCAGUUUGCCCGCUACCUUGACGUGCAGAUCCAGGAGCUCCGCAGGGCUGCGGGCAGCACGGGGCCUCUGGAGCGGCUGCAGCAGUUCUUGGAGCCCUUUGUUGUCUUCAGUGGCCUGGAGUUUGCCCACACCUUUGAACACUUCUACAGGCACUACCUGGGGGACCGGCUCCUGACACAAGGGCCGUCAUGGCUGGAGGAAGGCAUCGUGGAGCAGAUCGGGCUGUGCUUCCCCAGCCGCUUUCCCCAAGAUAUGCUGAGCAACUUGGCCGAGUCGGAGGAGCUCCAGCGGCAGUUCCGCCUCUUCCAGCUGCAGGAGCAGGAUAAGCGGCUGCUGGAGCUGGACACGGGCCUGGAGGAGGUGCUGGGAACAGCCACAGUGCCAGACGUGCCAGAGGUGAAGGUGCUGGCCCUGUCCCCGCGCUGCUGGCCUGUUUCCCCGCUGUGUUACAUGGAUAACCCUGGGAGGUUUUUCCCAGCGGUGCUGAGCUCCCCACUGGAUGAGUUUGCUGACUUCUGCUGGCAGAGCCAGAGCCAGCUGGGCUGGGAGUGCACGAAGCCCCGUCGGCUGCAGUGGACGUGGCUGGGCCACGCCGAGCUGCAGUUUGGAGACUGCGUUCUGCACGUGUCCACGCUGCAGAUGUACAUCCUGCUGUGCUUCAACAGCGCCCAGGAGGUGGCUGUGGAGGCCCUGCUGCAGGCUACAGGGCUCCCUGCUGACCUGGUGCACCAAGCACUGACACCGCUGACCCACGGCCAGGGCAUCCUGGUGGGGAGCUGCACGCCAGGGGGUGCACUGCGGCUGAACCAGGCAGCCCUGGCCCAGAGCUCCGACCGCCAGCUGAGGCUGCUGCCCCAGCAGAGGUACCUGCGGACAGAGAGGGCCGAGGUGAGCGCCCUGGAAAGGAAGAGGAACGUCCUGUGCUGCCUCAUCACCCGCAUCCUCAAGGUGGAGAAGCAGCUGCACAUCGACAACCUGGUGUUCAGGGUGAUUGAUGCCUGUCAGAAGGGCGAGCUGGGCCCCGGGGUGCAGUUCCUGAGCUUCUGCUGCCACAGUGUGGAUGUGCUGUCCUGCAUCCUGCACCUGCUGAACCAGGGCUAUCUCCAGCGCCAGGAGGGGAGGCCUCAUGUCUUGGAAUACAUCUCUGCUGAAUCCACAACACCUCUUGGCGGCCAAGCACAGAUAACUUUCCAGUGCAGGCCAGCCCAGGCAUCCCUGGAGGAGGAUGGCAGAGACAGCCUGCAUUGGUGGAACCCUGGAACAGGCAGAGCAGAAGAAUAUCUCAUGGCAAUGCUGCAGGUGCCAAUGGGACACACGCUCAGUCCAGAGGAGGCAAAGCUGCUCAUGAACCAGACAGUACAGCAGGUCCAGGAUACUCUGAGCAUAUCGGAUGAUGUUGCUCGACACCUCCUCAUGCACUGUAGGUGGAAUGUGGAUUUCCUGAUUCAGUGUUACAUGGAGAACCGUGAGGCCCUGCUCGUUUCCUCAGGGCUGCAAGUGCAGGAUGUCCAGCCUCCCCCAAGCCCUGGAAGCCACUGCCCAGUCUGUGUGAACCAGCUGUGUCCUACUGAGAAGCCACCAACCCUUUGCUGCAUGCACUACUGUUGCAAGCCCUGUUGGAGGGAAUAUCUCACAACUCGCAUUGAGCAGAACAUGGUUGUCAACUGCACCUGUCCCAUAUCCGAGUGCCGUGCUCAGCCGACCACAGCCUUCAUCUACUCCAUCGUGUCCUCUGAGGAGGUUAUAGCCAAGUAUGAAAAAGCCCUCCUUAGGCGCUAUGUUGAGUGCUGCUCCAACCUGACAUGGUGCACCAACCCUCAGGGCUGUGAUCAGAUCCUUCUUAAGGAUGGACUUGGUUAUGGAGCAGCCUGUUCUAAGUGCUCCUGGAUAUCCUGCUUUAACUGCAGCUUCCCAGAGGCCCAUUAUCCUGCCAGCUGCAGCCACAUGUCUCGGUGGGUGGAUGAUGAUGGAUACUAUGAGGGAAUGACAAGUGAGGCCCAAAGCAAACAUCUGGCUAAGCUCAUUUCAAAGCACUGCCCAAACUGCCAGGCUCAGAUAGAGAAAAAUGAGGGGUGCCUGCAUAUGACAUGUGCAAAGUGUAAUCAUGGCUUCUGCUGGCGCUGCCUCAAGCCCUGGAGGCCGAAUCACAAGGAUUAUUACAACUGCUCUGCUAUGGUGAGUAAAGCAGCUUGGCAGGAGAAGCGUUUCCAGGAUUACAAUGAGAGAUGCACUUUUCAUCACCACGCAAGGGAAUUUGCUGUAAGUCUGAGGAACAGCAUUUCUUCCAUCAGAGAGAUGCCAAAAAUUAGGAACUUGAACUUUGUCCUUGAUGCCUGCAAAGUGCUAGAACAGGCACGGAAGGUGCUGGCCUACUCUUGUGUGUACAGCUACUAUAACCAGGACACUGAGAGCAUGGAUGUUGUGGAACAGCAGACUGAGAGCCUGGAGCUGCUCACUAAUGCUCUGCAGAUCCUUCUGGAGGAAACCCUGCUGCAGUACCAGGACCUGGCCACUUCUCUUCAGCUUCUGAAAGCAGAGCACUUCCGUGUGGGUUUGGAGUUGGUGCGGCAGAUCAAGGAGCGUCUCUUUGCAAUUCUCUGGCACUCCACACAGGAUUUCCAUGUUGGGCUCCAGACUUCAGAAGAUGCUGUUCAGAGAAAGUUGAAACUUGCAAAUGUGCCUGCUUCAGCCCUUGCAUGUACAGGGCAGAAACAUAUCAUCCUGUGUGACUCCCCCAACACAGAUGAAGGUGGCAAGGAUGUUGAAGAUGAGGAGUAUGAGCCACAGUGGCAGGAAGACUAUGAUGAUGAUGAUGACCUUGAUGAAGAUAACUUUAUGAUGGAUAAUGAUUCAGAUUGUGAUUCUUACUUUGAUGAUAAUGAUAGCUAUCGUAGCUAACACUAGAGUGUUCUGUUACCUAGCCUGCCACCUUGGACCUCUGCCUCUACUUUGUCUCAAUCGGUUUGUGUUACUGUUUUUCCUCAAAGCAGGGAGGAGCUCUCAGAUGGAACAAAACAUUUUCUCUGGGAGGUUUCUUGCUCAGUGCCUCUUGAAUUGCAGGAACAUGCUCUGGGCAGCUAGUCUGUGUUACUAUGGCCACCUCUCUCAGAAAGACAUCUUGCCUUUUUCCCUUGUCUCCAGUUCUGCCUAUAGCUAUUUAAUUGAGUUAGAAAGCCCAACUGCAGAGUGAGGACCACUUGCCACCUGUAAAAGGCCUGCUCCUUGUUCUUGGUGUGCUGUCCCCAAGGGCACAGGGGAGGGUGGCACAUGUCCCAGCACAGCACUGUCUAGUAAGGGCCAGUGUCUAGAAAUGCUGUAAAAAGAUGCAUUUACACUCAAAGCCUCCCAGCUGGAGCUGGUGGAAUUCUCUCCAGCCACAUGGAGAUGGAUGUGGUUUGGUUCCUCUGGUUGAGAGGAACUGCAUUUUUGCCCUUUGUUGGAGUUUUCUUCUCUGUUAUGAAGCAGGAAGGGCUACUACGAGUGACACAAGUUUGCAGGAUUGUUUAAGUUUAUAAAUAUAUGCACACACAUAUAUUUUAUAUACAUAUAUAUAUGCAGAGGUUGUUCAAAUAAUACUGUAUCUUUGCAGAAGAAAAAAAAAAAAAAAAGAAAAACCCUGAGGAACAAGGGUUGAAUAAAAGUUCUGUUUAAAAAAAUAAAUAAACAGUUUUCUUCCAGCA
Molecule: messenger RNA, 7826 nt
Organism: Lonchura striata (white-rumped munia)
Lineage: Eukaryota; Metazoa; Chordata; Aves; Passeriformes; Estrildidae
Source: RefSeq, a predicted model, not a curated record